Messenger RNA from Zasmidium cellare ATCC 36951, 585 nucleotides. RefSeq lists its product as uncharacterized. The coding region runs from base 1 to 585 and encodes 194 amino acids. The transcript has a single exon. The record is from RefSeq and is a predicted model, not a curated record. Lineage: Eukaryota; Fungi; Ascomycota; Dothideomycetes; Mycosphaerellales; Mycosphaerellaceae.
AUGCCUCUCAUCAUGGAUCAACCAAAGGCAAAGCCCUUUCGCUUCCUGGAUCUGCUCCCAAAGAUCCGCCAACGAAUCUACGAACACGUCCUCGUGUCACAAGCACCCAUUGAGAUCCACGAAGCCAGUCGUCAACGAAGAAGCAGCGUGAGCCGAGGAACUCCUGUCGAGACACCUGGACGGAUCUCAGCCCUUCUCCGAACCAACAAGCAGAUCAGAAGAGAAGCAGCACCUUUAUUCUUCAGCCAAAACACCUUCGUCAUCCCAUGGGGCUUCCCAAACCUCGGUGUUCGCUGGCUGGACUACCUCGCUCCACAUCAUCGAAGAAUCCUUCGCGACGUUCGCUUCUGUUAUGGCGACGGUGCCUUCUGGACGAUAUACGAUGCGAGAACGGCGUUGUCGUCGCUGAGGUUAGCCCUGGAAAGAAGUGGUGCGCUUUCUGAUUUGAAGGAGAUGACAUUAUGGGUGCCGGUGUGCGAGUUUAGUGUUCACACUUGGAAGGAGCUUCACGGGAGAGAGGAUGCAGAGUGGGUGAGCAUGGAUGGGACAAUGCCUUUCGAUAAGGGUGUCGCAAAGAAGCUGUAA